GAUCAACUUCACCGCCUUUGUCGGAAAUCGGCAGAAUAUUUUUCAGGCUCUUAGGAAAAUAUUUCGAUAGUAACUAGUAUCAUUAAGCAAGAUGGCUCCUUCAAAACAUAUAGAAACCGAAUUGGAAUCGGAGCCAGAACAAUACCAUUCCCCUACUGCGGAUGAUUCAUCUAGCGAAGACAAUGGAGUCGAAAUACCAGAGCUAGCCCGCCCGUCCAAAAGGCGUCGAGUAUCAUCAUCAUCAUCCUCAUCAAGCUCCUCCCCAGAAGCAGCGAAACCACCACCACCAGCAACACAACAACCCCUCUUCCCAACCAUCUCCCGAAUAAAAAAGAAACCCACAGAGCCCGGCAACAACACCACCGGAAGAAAUAAUGGGAACACCAUCAUAACCGCAGACCCCAUAACCGCCAAAGAUGCCCUAGCAGCCGCAGCACCAUCGGAUGGCUCGUCGUCAUUUGCCUCCCUCGGCCUUGCGCCAUGGCUUGUAGGCUCGUUGUCGGUAAUGGCUAUUAAACGGCCGACAGCGAUUCAGAAAGCGUGUAUACCGGAGAUUAUAAAGGGGCGCGAUUGCAUUGGUGGGAGUAGGACGGGUUCGGGGAAGACGGUUGCGUUUGCGGCGCCGAUUUUGCAGAAGUGGGCGGAGGAUCCGUUUGGGGUUUUUGCGGUGAUAUUGACGCCGACGAGGGAAUUGGCUCUGCAGAUAUUUGAGCAAAUCAAAGCUAUUUCUGCGCCGCAAUCUCUGAAGCCUAUUCUCAUUACUGGUGGAACCGAAAUGCGGCCGCAGGCUAUUGCUCUCUCACAACGCCCUCACAUAGUCAUUGCCACACCUGGUCGUCUUGCGGAUCAUAUAACCAGCUCCGGAGCAGAUACGAUCUGCGGCCUCAACCGCACACGCGUCGUCGUUCUCGAUGAAGCCGACCGGCUUCUAGCAUCUGGACCCGGAAGCAUGCUGCCGGACGUGGAAACCUGUCUCUCCGCGCUCCCCCCUUCGACAAGUCGCCAAACACUCCUCUUCACAGCCACAGUCACCCCGGAGGUUCGAGCGCUGAAAUCCAUGCCUCGCCCCGCGAACAAGCCUCCGAUCUUCGUCACUGAAAUCUCUACAGAAAACCAAGCUACCAUCCCGCCCACGCUCAAGCAGACAUAUCUCCAAGUGCCCCUGACCCAUCGCGAAGCGUUUCUCCACACCCUCCUAUCGACGGAAGCCAACGCGCCAAAACCCUCUAUUAUCUUCUGCAAUCGAACGAAGACGGCAGAUCUCCUUGAACGUAUGCUGCGGCGCCUUGGUCAUAGGGUCACGUCGCUACACAGUCUUCUCCCGCAGUCGGAACGUACUGCGAAUCUGUCGCGUUUCCGUGCCUCUGCAGCCCGUAUAUUAGUCGCGACUGAUGUCGCUGCUCGUGGCCUGGAUAUCCCCAGCGUAAGCCUGGUGAUAAACUUUGAUGUGCCCCGCAAUCCGGAUGAUUAUGUCCAUCGUGUUGGUCGGACGGCUAGAGCUGGGCGGGAGGGUGAAGCGGUUACGCUGGUGGGUCAACGUGAUGUGCAGCUAGUUUUGGCUAUUGAAGAUCGUGUCGGGAAGAAAAUGAUCGAGUGGAAGGAGGAGGGAGUUAGCAUCGAGGGUCGCGUUGUGCGUGGUGGAAUUAUAAAGGAGGUGGGAGAAGCGAAGCGGGAGGCUAUGGGUGAGGUCGAGGAAGGGAGGGAUGUGCUUGGACGUAGGGUGAGGAAGUUAAAGAAAAUCCGCCAGAACUGAUAAAUCUUUGUCUCUUUUUCUCUUUUCUUUUUCUUUUUCUUAUUCUUCUUCCAUAUCUGUCUCAUUCGUCAAUUUUAUCGUGUUCAGUUUCCCCUCCCGGUUGUUCAUCAAGCUGCCCCCAGGAAACAUAGAAGCCCCUUAGUAGUCGUAGUACCACUUUGGGGCCCGACGGAUCCUUUUUGGCCGGCGUUCUGUCUCCGCCUGCAUUGGAGUUGAAGUCUCUUUCCGUUUUAUUUUCCGGCUCGUCGGCGCCUUUGCCUCAGCUCCCUCCUCCAGAACCAUAUCCUGAGUUUGACUCCGGGCCUGAACCUCUGGCGCGGAAGAAGCGACUACCUGUUCACCACGAACAGCCUGAGAUGUGAUACCGGCUGGCGCAGCGUCAGGAAUGUUCUUUCUACUUCUCGUUAUCCUGUCUGGUUGCAUCCUGGGAUAUUCUCCGGGCGUGGCUGCUAUGUGAUGCCACCGAGAAGCUCUGCCGCUCUCGAUUGCUGCUGGGAGAACCGUUUCUUGAGCGUGGGGCUCCUCUCCCUUGUUUUCCGGUAAAUUGAACUCUUUUUGUUGAUUUGGAAAGAUGUCCAUCUCCAAUACCACUCCUUCUGGGAGCCCCCGCCCGGCUGAGCGACUCCUAAGCACUCUUCUUGACUCUCCCUCAUCGCCCUGGACGUUGAGAAGAGCAUGAUUAUCGUCUAGAAACUCCCCAUAAUCACCUUCUGGAGCCACAGAUUCGGUACCACCACAUUUUGAAGGCGACUCCGUUGCCUGUUGAUCCGGUUCGGGAGCAAUGUUGGCCCUCGGCGCAAGUCCACCCUCAUUAGUGGAUGGUUCUUGUGGUUGCCUCCAUUGGUUCGCUCGUGGCUCAUCCUCCACUGUCUCACGAUUUAUGGCCUCACUUCCUCUCGUGGUUAUCUCCAAAAGCAACGUGGUUGUGGUUUUGAGUGCGCAUUUCCUUUGUGUAACUGGCUCUGCUUUAGCAGCUCUCUCUCCUGGUUUCGGGACAGGGUUAGCUCCUAAUGCCACGUCUCUUCUCCACCGGUGAAUCUCCGGGCUAGAUACCGAAACAUCGUCGGAUCUCUGCCUCUUGACCACCGCUGGUUCCUUUGGUCUCGCGCUACUUUGCUCCCCGCGUGAACAUUUAUCGCUUGGACCUUCUUCGGGUGCGGAGAUGACAUCGUAAGGACAAUAUUUAGGGGAACCUGAGUCUGCUCCCGCAGUGCUUUCCCCAUUGUCCAUUGGCAGCACCUGUAUGCCGUGGCUAUCUCUUAACCCUUCUGCACCUGUUAUAGGAAUGUCUCCCGUAAUUUUAUCACCUUCCGAGGCUUUGACCUCCCCUUUACUACUACCGGACCCUGGGCGCCGUUUCAUCUUCAACCACCCCGAUUUAUCCAUCCACCUCCCCGUUUCCACGCCCCAUGAGAAUCGAGUGCCAGAAUUAUCAUCUUUUCGUUCGGGGUUCCCCACAGCUUCGUACCGACGAUAGAUGGCGCGCCUGGUGCCCGCAAAAGACAGAAAAGAAAAAGCAUCAUUAGAUCUUUCUUCCUCGGAGUAGACGGGUAAAUCUCAGGGAAUAAAAAAUUGGGCGUCCACAAGGAACAAAUCUCACAGUGGCUUUUCUCCUUUCCAACCCAAUUGUUCACGCCAAAAAUCUGUGCCCUGACCUCUCCCUUCAUAAUCACCGGAAAACAAUAUCUUACAUCCUUCUGCCCACCGACAGCGCAUGACUAAUAAAAUGGUCAGCUUUACUUCGUGCUUGGGAGCAAGAACGAAUAAAAAUCAAGUUCAAAUCAAUUGUGAUGGCACUCACCUUCCUUCGACUCAACGGUUCUGAAUAUCCCCCCGGCAUUCGCCUCUGAUUCUGUGCAUAUACCCACCUGGGCUGUUCUUUCCGUCGCCUUCUGUCCCCUCCUAGUUACAGGCGGCAUUUGCCCGAUCCUGUUGGAUAAGUUUCUGUAUAGAAUUGCCGUGAUGAGAUUCCGUUCCCCACGCCUCUCUUUUCUCGGCCCUAUGGAGGUAUUUAUUUAUAUCUGAAACUAUCCGGAGGGCCUUACUUAAACGGCCUCUUUCACCACCUCGAUGCCCUGUUUCAAGCAGUGGAGAUAUCGAAGAAGGGGCAACAACGGCGAGUUAAAACUGGUAUUAAGUUAGUAUGGUUGAGAAUGGUGUUUUUGGUGUUUUUGGUGCUUUCCUUUUUGCCUCUAUUGUUUAACAAUGGCGAGAAAGAACCUGGAGAAUUUCCUAGAAUGACAUGACCCAGGGAGGGGAUCUAUCCGGGAAUCUCCAGUUCUCUUUUACUUUUUCAUUUUGGCUUUGAUGGGGCUUAAGCUGCAUGCGUGUGGUAACACUCGGUAGCUUGCUCUCCUGCACAACGCCGGAAUUGCAAACCCCGAGUAGAAUAUAGAUUCAAUAUAGUGAAAUGAAACACAGCGCAAAAGAAUGUGUGUGGCCUGUUGUGUUUAAAGGUUCAUCAUAAUCUACCAUAUACCCUGGAGCUGCCUUUCUUGCUUGUUCCUCUUGUUUCAGUAAUAAUGGCCAUUGUUUGAAGUCUCAUUCUUCUCGUCUUUAUUUCUUUAUUUCCCCUCGGUUUCGUGGGCUCGGGAGAUUCAUUUCUCUUGUAGUCUAUUUUAAUUAUUUAGCCUAAGCUAACUAUAAUUUGGUCGCCCAAUAUCAUCAGUAGAUUUUAGAUCUCAGACCUUCAGCUACAUAGUUACAUACUUUUACCUACUCAACCUAGAGCAAGCUCCUGUAAAGAACAAGAAAUGAGAAAGGAAACAAAGAAAGUCAAGUUUCCACCAUUAAGACUCUGCCCACCCAUGCAAACCCACCCUUCUCCAAAAAGCACCAGUAAACGAACCACAGCCAAAAAUUUAAUAUCACACCUGAAAAGUCUCCGGGAACAUGCCGUAGCGAUGCCAUGUUUUAACCAAUGCAUGACUCCUACAGGACCUAGAUUACCUAUGGAAUCAAGACAUUAUGCGCUCAGGAAAUACCACACUCAGAUCUACCGUGAAGAAGUAUCUGCUCUGCCGGACAACUCCGCAUAUACAGUUAUCACGUAUCUUUUCAGAACUAUGCCCGCGCGGGGCCCGGAAACCUGACACAUACGGGGAUCUGGGAUGGCUACGACUUUGCCUACGAGCUGGUCACUGUCUACGGAGCUCGAGCGGCUAAUAACCUACAGGAGGUGGAGGAUGAACAUGGCUUCAAAUCGGCGCUGAAGGUGCCGUAUUUUACUUGUCUAGGUCGAACAAAAAAUCUGGCAAGGAAUUCAAUGCGUGGCUUGCAUUUGGUUAUUAACUAAUAUUAAUGCAGUUGAUGGCUUAAGAUAAGGUAGGAGGCGCUGAGAUGGGUCUGAUGCACGCUAUUUGCCAUAAUAGCGUUGAAGGUUAUUUAUUUCCACGGUGGGGACCAGCAACAGCUGUGCGAGGGGUCCCUUUCGCGCCCGCUUGCCUGCUCUCCUGGGCACCACCAACACCCGUCUUUGCCCUGGCUUUCUGAUCGGCCUUAUUGGCCUUCCUAGCAGCUGCGGCGGCCGCUCUUGCAGCCCUUGCAGCCCACUGUUGUUCCACAUAGACCUCCCUCCGCCUCUCAAGCAGAUACUCAUAAAUAUCCGCCUCGUACUCUGCACACUCGGCCUUAAACGCCUUAUACGCCCCAAAAUUGCGCAAGCGGCGCUCAAACAACGCAUCUCCAAUACUGCGAAUAACCAGCAUGCGCACCGGCGCCGACUUGGGGAAAUUCGCAUACACCAUCCGCACAUCGUCGAUGUAGAUCUGCUUAUCCGCCAUUCGAUUCAUGCGCACCCACAUGUCAUCCUGGACGGCGUAGACGUCCAGGAUCUCUGCCGCUUCGAGGAUGCGGGUGUACUUGGCGAAGGGGAGCCGGUCGAUUUUGGCGUACCCAUGCCGCGCGCCCUUGCAGCAGGCCAGCAUCCAUCUAAAAACCACGAGAUGGGCCUGUGCGACGCCGCCGUAUAUGGUUACGGCAUUAGUGCCGUUGCAGCCUUUGCGGGCUACAGUGGGCUCGUGUUUAGCGGGGAAGCAGUCUUUGAUAUAAUAAGAGAAGUGGGUGGCUAGCCACAGGGGAUAUGUGUCGUAGAUGGGUUGGGGAGUUGCAUCCUGAGUGCUGGCGUGGAGGAUGCGGAUUUUAGGUCCUCCUAGGAGACUGGACAUGGUUAAUUAUUAAUGGAUGGUUGAUCGAGAAUAAGCAACGGGAAUACCGUGAGGCAAUAGAUAAUUAUAUCAUAUGCGGCUUGUUCAUGUAGGAUUUACUUACUAGCUCAUGCCAGGGGUUAGAUAGACGGGAACCAUUUUGAAUAUGGAUUCUCCGUUCAAACGAGGUCUUAGAAUUCGGCAGGCGGGACAAAUGUAUAUGAUAUAU
This is a messenger RNA of Blastomyces gilchristii SLH14081, 6127 nucleotides long. RefSeq names its product ATP-dependent RNA helicase dbp8. NCBI's taxonomy places the organism in Eukaryota, Fungi, Ascomycota, Eurotiomycetes, Onygenales, Ajellomycetaceae. Gene Ontology annotation, molecular function: nucleic acid binding; ATP binding; RNA helicase activity. The record is from RefSeq and is a predicted model, not a curated record. The coding region runs from base 92 to 1753 and encodes 553 amino acids. The transcript is spliced from 3 exons.